Messenger RNA from Ostreococcus tauri, 1371 nucleotides. RefSeq names its product unnamed product. Bases 1 to 1371 code for a protein of 456 amino acids. NCBI's taxonomy places the organism in Eukaryota, Viridiplantae, Chlorophyta, Mamiellophyceae, Mamiellales, Bathycoccaceae. The transcript has a single exon. The record is from RefSeq and is a predicted model, not a curated record.
AUGUGGAUCGCCGUCUCACCUUCUACGCCGCGUGCGUUGACGCCUUCGACACCGGCGCGCGCUCCAUGCCGUCGCGGCGCCGUUCGGGCGAUACGAAACGUCGCUCGAGCGUCUACGUCGUCAUCUUUUCUCGUUUUAUCCGACGACGAGUCCCUCGCUCACUCUUGCGCACGAGCGGUGAAGACUUCGGCUGACGCUCGCGUUAUCAUUGUUAUCACCGAAAGCUCGACGGAAUCGCGCGAGACUGUUCGGGUAGAGCGCCGGGGGCCGGAUGCGUACGCGCUGGUUGCGAGCGGCGAGGACGCGGCGACGUGCGCGGCAGAUCCCACGGAAGGUUUGUUGGCCAAACUGGGCGCUCGGAUAGGGUUAGCGAUUGUGGCGACGCGAGAAGCGUGUCUGGGCGAGGAUGGUGAGACGAAGGCGGCGAUGCGAGCGGCGAGAAGGGUGGCGGUGUGCGGCGCUCCAGUGGUGCUCUUUUCGGCGCCGAGAGGGAGUGGAAAGCGCGAGGGCGCAGAUGACGAGAUGAGGUGCGAAUCGCUCAAUAGUUUGGUCAGCGAGUUAGUGUCGAAUGUGUUACCCGGCGACUUUACUCCGCAGAAUUCACCGCGGUCGCACUUUCCGUUUCCAACGCGCUCUCGAUGGGCAGCGCUCGGGACAACGCAGCUCGCGUUAGAUGACGAUCUCGCUGAGCAGGUGUUAUCGGACGUUGAAGAUUUCGCGGCAGCAGAUUGUUGGUCUCUCGGAGGACUUGGUACCACGCCGCACGCUCGCAGCACCUCCUCGAGCGCUGAGGAGACCCCCAAUUGGUAUCGCGAGGCGCUCCGAGACGCGUUUCGCGAAGCAGACGUCUUCGUGACUCUCUGUACGCCGCCAUCCUGGGAGAAUUCGGGUAAGCUUUUCGCCUCGACUCGACCCGGCGUGUUUUGGCGUCAACAGCAAGUGUCAGCGCGCGGCGACGGAGGAGCUCAGACGACAGUGAGAGACCCGUUCGGUCGAACGCUUCCGAUGCAAAACUUAUCGUCGUCUUCGCCGACGCGAGCCGACGAAUCAAACGCAAGAUUCGUACGUCAGCUCGCCACGGAGCGCGUCAUCGCCGAUAGAUGCGCCAUCACAAAUAUCGCCACCGACGUCGACGCCGAAGACAUCGCGCUCCCAUCCGAGUUUGUCCUCUCUCGAGGCGUCGUCGUCGCGGACGACUCUCCCUCCGGCGACGUCGACGUCUUCGCCCGCGGUCGCGCCUCCGUGUGCCUCCGUCAAACCUUUCCAUGCGGUCACGCGUUCGCUCUUCUCGAUCGCGCCUGCGUCGAGCACUUACGAGAGCGCUCGCCCACCGGAUUACCGCUCUGGACCGCCGACGCGGCGGCUCGCUGA